Triticum aestivum (bread wheat) is the source of this 1929-nucleotide messenger RNA. Its product is annotated as ankyrin-1-like. NCBI's taxonomy places the organism in Eukaryota, Viridiplantae, Streptophyta, Magnoliopsida, Poales, Poaceae. Bases 1 to 1929 code for a protein of 642 amino acids. Gene Ontology annotation, cellular component: plasma membrane. The record is from RefSeq and is a predicted model, not a curated record. The transcript has 4 exons. Gene Ontology annotation, molecular function: protein binding.
AUGGCGGCGCGGGCGGUCGACCUGGAGGCCGCGAGCGAGAGGGACACCCUGCUCCACCGGACGGCCGCAGCCGGGGACAGCGAGAGCUACCUCCGCUGCGCGACAAUGGCCUACGGCGCUGACAGGAGCCAGUUGCUCGCGCGUAACGUGGGCGGCAACACGCCGCUGCACUGCGCCGCGAGGGCCGGACACAUCAGGAUGGUAAGAUACCUCAUCGACCUCGCUAAAACGGAUGAAGAAGGCGGUGAGAGGGCCAGGGCCAUGGUGGGGAUCGGGAACAAGCGCGGGGAGACGGCGUUGCACGAGGCCAUUCGCUCCGGCUGCAUGGACAUGGAAUGGAUGGUCCGAGAAUUGAUGUCGGUUGACAAUCAACUGGCCCGCGUCGAUGCAUUCGAUGGUACUUCGCCACUCUUCCUAGCCAUCUCAACAGGUUAUUACUCCCUUGCUCGUUCAUUGUACGACAACUAUGACAAGGCAUUGUCCUACUCUGGCCCCGAGGGGCAGAAUGCCUUGCAUGCUGCUGCUUUCCACGGGUUUCGACACGGCAAAGGGAUGACAAAACUGCUACUCGAGUGGAACCCGAAUCUUGUGAGGCAAGCAGACGACUCUAUAAGUACACCGUUGCACUUCGCUGCAUCAGCAGAAGAUUCCACGUUGGAGUUAUUUCUGCUUGUCUUUCCUGAAUGGGACUUCCAAUCGGCCCUCUCUGUUAUGCUACCAAAGGAAUGGGUAUACCGGUUCUAUAGGUGGAGGGAGCACCCAACCUUUCUACUUGUUGAUGCUUGUCCAAAUCUAUCAUUUCAGCCGGAUAGGAACGGGUUGUAUCCGGUGCAUGUGGCUGCCUCGGCAGGAAGCUUGGUGCCCAUCGUCAUCUUGCUCCGCCGUUCUCCUGACUGCGGCCAACUGCGUGAUGCUCAGGGAAGAACCUUCCUUCAUAUCGCCGUCGAGAAGAAGAUGCUUAAAAUUGUGCAGUUUGUGGCCCGCAGGUUAAAGUACAAGGCCAUCAUGAACAUACAGGACUACAAUGGGAACACCGCCUUGCACCUAGCUGUCGUCGAAGGUAACUGGGAUAUCUUCAGAAUUCUCGUCGGGAACAUGCACGUCCGCUUAAAUUUGACAAAUGAAAGUGGCGCAACUCCUAUGGAUAUUGCGCUCUGCAAUGCUCCUCUUGGAUUCUAUUUUGGACGGCAUGCACGACAUCGAAUACUUAUGAAUCUGACCUUAGCCAACGCUAAAAGGAGCUUCUACCGGCGCGACCGCUUCCUGGACCAAUAUGGUCCCAAGCUAGACGAAGCCGAAGAGUCUCAGAAAAUAACGACGUUCGCACAGAUUGGUGGCAUCGGCUCUGUUCUGGUGGCGACUGCGACGUUCGCUGCGACCUUCACCAUGCCCGGCGAUCCAAGCAACACUGGUCCGAAUACCCUAGCCAAUGGCAAAGGCGGCUCACCAACGUUCGCCAGCUUGUACGCCUUCCGCGCGUUCAUCAUCUCCAACACCCUCGCCUUCAUCUGCUCCACACUGGCCACUUUCAGCCUUGUUUACACCGGGGUGGCCACGGUGGACAUACAAAACCGGAUCAAGCUGGUAGCCUUCUCCAUGGAGCUGCUCAAGGGUGCGGCGAGAAGCUUCUGCGUCACCUUCGGGUUCGCCAUCUACAUGGUGCUCCCUCCCGAGGUGGCUCGUGUGAGUGGGACUGACAUGGCGGCAUGCGCCAUGAUGAUCCUAGCAUUGGUGGACGCGGCUUGGGCCAUACUGCCCAUCGUGACUGAUACUACAAUUCUUCUUAGUAGGGAAGACUGGGGUUCCAUGACCAAGCGACUGAUCAAACUAGGGGCUGGAAUCCUAGCAAACAUUGUGUACGUAUUAUGGCCCUACAUCGUCAUCUUCGGUCUGGCGGCCAUCAAAAAGAUCAGUGGCAGCAAGGUUUAA